GGGAAAUUAAUUGUCGGCUGCAGGUUAUUGGCUGACUGUGCUGCCGCGGAGGCUGUUGUUGUUCCAGCGCGGCGUGAAUGCUGCAGAAGAAGAGAGAGCAGUGAGCAGAGAGCUGCAGAUCUGUCUGCUCGUUCCCGGUCCACCACCCGCUCAUUUUCACAUCCCAUCGUACAUCCGUGAAGAGCGUGGGCUGCCCAGACAGGCAGAAAACACUGGACCUGUGUUAUUACACUGAGGGAAGGAGGGAGCAGGAGGAAGAGGAGGAGGAGGGAAACCGGCGUGGAAGCUUUGCCCACUCAAGACAACCUUCUGUGGGAGGAGGAAGGCUGAUUACCCCAGGGGAAAUCAAGGAGUGGAUGGUUCCUGGAACAUCUGGAAAGGAGCGAAACUAAGCCGGAUUUAACGUUUGUGUAGAAAUAACGGAGCAGCAGAGGAAAUCGAGGGAUGAAUGGAAAGAGAGAGGAAGAGAAAAGGGUGAUGCUCAGAGGAUCUAGCUCUCCUCUGAAAAAACAACAACCUCAGUCUGCCUUGCACUCCUGGAGGACGAUUUUUGGGGGAUUACAUGCAGAAUAAAGUGAGUUUCAUCUCAGACAAAGGGCAACUGUUUGACCCAGAGGUUUGCUCCAACAAAGCUGCUCUUCACCUGCUGGGAUUAUCUGUGCUGGAGGAGGACCUCAGGUGUUGAAGAAUUCAUAGAUGUGUUAUUUUCUGGUUGGAUGAGGAUGUAAAGACAGCAGGAAUUCAAUGUGAGAACCAGGACACUGAAGAUGAAUUAAAAGACAACGACUGGACAAAAGAUUUGAGCCUUUUUUUUUUUUUUGUAUAGUGACAUUAUAUGGAAUGAAACAACACUGAAUUCAUCAGUAUCUUUAUGAGCUGCCUACAUUUUACAUUUCUUCAGUAGAGGAAGAGAUCAGAUUUUUUUUUAUCUGUCCGACAAAAAGAGCACAAAUAGACUUGAAUGAAAGGCCCUGAAUGAUAACUCUUCCCUUCUUGCCUGAUCAAUCAUCCUGAUUUUAUCUCAUUCUGCCAUUUUCCCCCUUUACUCUGCUGCUUUUUGAAUUUACCCCCUAUUUCCCGUGUGACAGGAAUCCUUUAGAGGAUCGAGUUGUUUAAAGCAGGUGUUGAUGACAGAUAACAGCUGCAGAGAGGCUGACUCUGAUGUACCCAGAUAAGUGAUGUUCUCUGACAGAAGCAGCAGGUAAUACAGCCGAGCUCAGGCUGAACGCACUGCUGCAGAGUGUCUGAGCUGUCUGUCGUCUUCCUGCAGACUAAUUCUAUCUCAAGGACCGUCUGUGGUCGAGCUGGGUAAUAAAACCAGAAGGAGGGGAUACUGUGCCUUGUAGAACUCCAAAAUGUCGGACUGGGAAACAAAUAUUUGGUCAAAUAAAUAAAUAAAUAAAUAAAAUAAAAAAGAAUAGUUAUAGUUACAUAUCUCUGGAGUGGCAGGAAAUGCUGUAAACAUCAGGGGGCUCUAGAGCUCAAAACUGUCUGAUCCUUGAGUUAAUGAAUGAUUAUAGGAGGUCUGCAGUUAGUUCAGAUGAAACCUAUUUAAAGAGUCAAUCAAUCAAAACAAAAAAAUCAAACAAGGUCAAGACUGACUCCAAACAGAAACCAAGGAAGCCAGAAAUGCAACAGAAUCUAAAAGCAACAGGGUUCGCUCAGAAAAGCACAGAAACCACAUUUGAUCAAAAACAGUUGAACAAAAGAUAAUAAGAAAAAAAUAAAUAAAAACGGAAGCACUGCAAAUAUAAACUGACCAUUGAAAAUAGAAAGAUGGAAAAUGAUAAAAGAGCACACAAAUCAAAGUGAUCAAGGAUGAGACGAACCGAAGCUUUGAGACUAGAAACUGAGGGAACCAGCCGUUUUAAGAGCGACCAAAUUAUUGAUUAAAAUCUGUCUGAUUUCAUACAUAACAUAAAAUUUCAAUACUUUUGAUAAAAACACUGCAAGAACUGUAUGAGAGAAGUCAAAGAAGAUCAAGUUCUUACAGAAAACAAUUAAAUGUAAACUCAGUGAACACACUGCUGAAAGCACAAACACUAAAUUCAGCUUUUUUAACCCAAAUUACGCAUUCAGGUGCGUUUUGAGCUAAGCACAAAGUUUUACAGCUGAUGUCGUUGUCAGAAGGAAACAUUUCCUGAAACGUAUCCAUAAACAGGAUAGUUCUUUUAGAAAGUUCGUUGAUUAUACAGUUAUAAUCAAAAUAAAUACAUUCAAAACUGUUUUGCUCUUUAUACGAUUUAUAAGACUCAAAUCUGCAGAAACUAACGCCUUCCGUUCUGGAAGCACAAUCUGUACAUGAAGUAAUGAAAGCACAAGGAAAUAGGCCAUUGACUCGGUAGGGUCAGUACUUGGCUACAACAUUUGACUUAACUUUAACCCAACACUGUUUACACACUGACUAAAUGAUGGAAAAUGUUUAAACUACAGCAUUUGAGUUGAAACCAACAGUUUUCCUCAGAGGCCCUCCUCAUCUUCUUGUUCUAGAAACAUGCUGCUCAGACUGUUAGGCUCUCCCAGAGACUAGCAGUCUAUUUCCCUGGUAUCUGUUGUCAGUCUGAAUGUCUUUUUAAACUGAUGUUCACAUGAAUUAUUGAAGUGAUCUGAAAACUGCUGGAACAAUGUACAGCCUGGAGGACUUUUCAUCUCUUCUCCUUCAUGUCUUAUUAAGCGUCACUGGCCUCGUUUCCACUGCGGCUUAAAACAAACCUCAGGAGACAAAACUCAACAGUUUGCUGUGGAUUUUUUUUUUUAACAUGAAAGUGUUUUGUAAAGAUUUGCGUUAGAUUAUAGCUUUGAAGAAGCACAGCGAAGCGGGUUUCACAUUGACUCUGAAUGCAGAACACAAUUUUGUCUUUGGCCAUUUGAACUGGACACUGCACAAUUUCUGCUCCAACAUCUAUUGCUCUGUCUAAAAGCAACUAUUUGUGGUGAUUUUUGGCUGAAAUAUCAUCUUUCCUGCCUUUCUUUGGAUAUUUAAGCAUCAUACUUCCAGUAAACUCAGAAUCUUGACAACGUAUGAGUUUAAAACAACCUACACUAUUUAAUAUUUGACACUGAAACUGGAUAAAAAUGCAGAGCUCUAGAUGAAGUGAAAGAACAUCAGAAAAAGUCCCAAACUGGUUUCAGGGACAACUGAAUGUAAGUGUGGACCGCUCCUCUUCCAGCGCUCCAUCAGGUACUUUUCAACAGGGGUUCGGUUUUGGGAACGCCCACAAACUCAAACAAUCUGAAACAUUUCUACAUGACAGAUUGAAGCACAAACUGGAGAGCUUUCACCCUCUCUUCUUCUUCUUCUUCCUGCUGCUCCUCCCCUGCAGGGGAAAACAAUCUGCUCGCAUGAAUAAGAAUGAAUUUUUCAUCGUGAUGAAAAGCUUCAGCACCUCCCCUCUUCACAGCCCGCAGGGUGCCCGAUAAAAGUUGUUUACUGUGAGCAGCAACAGAACGUAUCCUUUUUUUUUUUUCUGAAAACAUGGAGUUGAACAAUGCCCUGCUCUUUUUGUUUGUUCUUUCAAAGCUGUUUUCGCAUGUGAGCUCGGAACAUUAAGGAACACAGAAGUGGGUUUUUCUUUUGUCUUCAGAGGAGAAAAGACGACAGAAGUGAACUCGGUUUGACUCUCAGCUGGGUUUUCAGAAGAAGUGACACUUUUGUAAACAAGCGGAUGUCUUGCUUGGAGUGUUAACGUUUGAGCUGAGAAAUGCACUCGUUUAGUAACUUGAUGAAGUGGCUUCGUUAUUAACCUACUUUGGCACAUGUUGGCCUAAAAUCUGAUUUCACUUUGUUCAGGAUACUUUACACGGAUAACAGUAGCUUCUACAUGUCUGCAGUAAACAGCUCAAAUCUCUGAGAUCUGCUCUGACUGAAGGUUUUUUACAAAGACUGAGGGAGUACUCGUCUUACAUAAAGGAUCUGUUUCAGCCUUUCUUUUUUUCUCCUAUAGAGUAAACAACUGCCCAUUUUGUCUAAAUGAAUUUAUCUUAGCUCUGGGCAUCAAGACAUUAUCUCUUUGAGCAUCAUCAAAGGUCAGAGGCUGAUAAGGUUCAAUCACGACAGCAGACAGCGAGGAUUGACCUGAGGCCAUCAGAUUUGGAGUUUAACGGUCAGACAGACAAGCAAGAUUAUCAAUACGGAGCAGCAGCUGUUUCCUGAGGGGCCUGCACAGACGGAGGUGAAAAGACUGAAAGACAAGAGAAAACACAGGCCGAGAUAAAAGAGGGCGAGUACCAGACGUCACCAUGGGCUGCAACAUGUGUGUGGUCAAACGUCCGGAGGAGCAGUACAGGAUCAUGUUUCAGCAAAAAGGAUGGAGUAACUCCCUGCGGCCGAUGGACAGACAUGGAAACGCGAAGGUCAAAGGAAGAAGACCAUCUCAGCUCCCACUAGACAGACCACAGAACUCCCAGGAGCCUUUGCAGCAACCUGGGUCAGUCCGCAAGAGUCACAGGAGGAAAGCUAUGUUAGUGUGCAGUGGGAACAGGUCGGGCAGCACCUCCAUCUCCUCCAUCGCCAUGGUGGCGAUCCCCGACUGUGUUGACAACGCCACACAGACGGACAUCAGCUUCCAGAACAUUGUAACACUGGGGAGAAGCAGAGGUCACCAUCACCAUAGCCGAGGAGGCUCCUCCUCUCCCCCACCGCCUCCCCCCUCUCCUCCCCUCCCUCACCUGGUGGGACCAUAUGGGAUCAAUGAGUUCUGUGUGUUUGAAUACAAUGACCCCAAUGACUACUUUGACGUCUCACACCAUGAGGUGGACAGGCAGGAUGACCUGGAGUACGAGGAGGUGGAGCUGUACAAGUCCAGUCAGCAGGAGAAGUUGGGUCUGACGGUCUGCUACAGGACGGAUGAUGAGGACGAUCUUGGGAUUUAUGUUGGGGAGGUUAAUCCCAACAGCAUAGCAGCCAAGAACGGACGCAUCAGAGAGGGGGACCGAAUACUGCAGAUUAAUGGAGUGGACAUUCAGAACAGAGAAGAGGCAGUGGCCAUUCUGACCAGAGAGGACAGCAUCAACUUCUCCCUGCUGCUGGCCAGGCCUGACAUAGAGAAUGACAACCCUGUUGAUCCAGAGGAGGUCAUGGAGCUGACUCUGGAAGGAGGAGACUUAUCUACAAACUGCCGUGCCUCCUCCUGCUCUAUCAACUCCUCUCAAUUCUCUGGUUACUACCACCUGCGCCGCGGAGGAGGAGGAGAAGGAGGAGGCCUGUCCUCUACAUCUGGAGGUAGAGAGGUUGCAAUGGGUGAGGUGGAUGUAGAAGAGGAAGAAGAUGAAGAGGGAGAGGAAGGAGAGAAAUUAGAAAAGGAGGACAAAGAACCACCUGUGCCGCUCCCUCCUCUGUUGAACUUGGCUCCUCUGCUGUCAAACAGCCAGGAGCUGGACAGCGGAGUAGGCCGGACUGACGACAGCACCCGCUAUGAGGAGUCAUCUGAACAUGACCUACUGGGUGAUCAGACCAGCGCCUGCAACACCAACACCACAAACACACCAGGCAGUACCAGGAAGUUCAGACCAGGACCCAGCCCCAGGCCCAGUCCCAGACCAAGCCCCGGCCUUGGUCCCAGUCCAAGACCAAGCCCCAGCCCCGGACAUGGCAGAGGAGACACCACUCCUCCCUUCCUCCACCUCAGGGACCUGCAGCUCCAGCUCAGCUCAGAAUCCCUGGACUGGACUGGUGGAGGUACAGUAGGAGCAGCAUACAGCCCCCAUCACCAUUAUCACAAGCACUACCACCACCAUCUCCACCAGCCCCCCCUGACGAUGAUGAUGAUGAUGCCAGGCCUGACAGAGGAGGAGUGCCAGCGUUACCAAGAGCUACUGGAGAUCAAAUGCCAGUAUGAGAAACAUACCGAAAAACAUCGGAGAGAAUUAGUGAAAAAUGAACAAGAGGGCGUUGUGGCAGAAGGUGGAGACCAGGGGGAGACAAAAGAGGCAGAGACGGAGGACUCUUCUUCAGUGGUGGUGGAUGUGAACUGCAAUGAGACAUUAAGUGAGCAUGAGAUGGCGCUGAUUGAGGAGGAGCUACGCCACCUGGAGUUUAAGUGCCGCAAUAUUCUCCGAGCACAAAAGAUGCAGCAGCUCCGAGAGAGAUGUCUGAAAGCCUGGAUGAUGGAGGAGGAGACAGUGGCAGUUGGACCAGAUAUGGAUAAUGAUAAUGAUGACAACGAUGAUCCUCAUCGCCACGAGUUGUCGGCCAUCAAUGAACUCCCAGAGCGAGAACGAUCGGACGACAAAGACAGCACUAGCGCCUACAACACUGGAGGGGAGAGCUGCCACAGCACGCCAUUGGUCAGCACAGAGCAGAUUCCACCUCUGCAGGAAGAUGAAGAUGAAGGAGGGAGACGACUGAUGUCUCCUCCUCCUCUCCUCCACAUCGGUCGCCUCCCCACUCUGAACUCUCCCCUCACACAGAGGCGUCACAGGCGGGACACAGACAGAGAGAGACGUCACUCACACCUCUGCUCCUCUUUCUCUCCGGGCACCUACAGGAAGUAUGAAGCAGCCAAUGGCAACUUGGCAAAUGGCUCAAGCUCCACCCCCUCUACGCCUUCCAAGUUCAGAUCACUCACCAGAGAGGCGGGGUCAUCUAGAAGGGGGGUAGCUGAUGGAGGUCGGGGAUCCAGAUCAGUUGGAGUCACCAACAGGCCUGAAGGUGGAAGUGCAGAGUCCAGUCCUUAUUUCACCAGAAGACACCACAGUCACCAUAAACCAUUAGAACGCUAUCAAAGCUGCAUGACGCUGCCCUCUGAAGGUCUGGUGGACCCUCUGGACCGAGUAAGGGACAGAGCUAGAGCGGAGGGUGAAGAGAGAGGGAUGGGGACAGGCAGCAGCGGCCCAGCCAGCCCCAGGAGUGUGAACAGCGCCCCCUGUGGACUCGAGGACCACCGUGUAGGUCCAUCACGGUUAGGACUGGCCUUACCGCUUGGACUAACUCACUCCUCACCAACUGCCUCACCGCAACGCAUGGAAUGGAAGGUAAAGAUCCGCAGUGACGGCACUCGUUAUGUGGCCAAGCGGCCAGUCAGGGAUCGUCUGCUGAAGGCCAGAGCCAUGAAGAUUCGAGAGGAACGCAGUGGCAUGACGACUGAUGAUGAUGCUGCCAGUGAAAUGAAGCAGGGCCGAUACUGGAGCAAAGAGGAGAGGAAACAGCAGCUCCUGAGAGCCAGAGAGUACCGAAGAAGAAGAGAGUUCAUGAUGCAGAGUCGUUUGGACUAUCUCAAAGGAGACAGGGACCUAUCAUCAUCCACAGCGUGCCCUGAAGACCCUCGUUCAUCCCAGAGCACCCAGGUCUACACCCAACAGAACUUCCCCAACAACAAUAUCUUGCUGCUGAGCCAGAAGAAAAUUAUGAAGAAGAGGAACCGACGUAUCCUCGACAACUGGAUCACCAUCCAAGAGCUGCUGGCUCAUGGCUCGAGGUCGCCAGAUGGAAAGAAAAUAUACAACCCUCUCCUGUCUGUCACCACUGUGUGAUCUGAGCAGGAAGAGGGGGAGGAAAGCUGGAGACAAGGAAGAGGGGAAAUAAAAUAAAAAAAGUAUGGAGAAAUUAAAAUGGAUAAUAUGAACUUGGAACUACAAGAUAUAAGAUUUAGAUAAAAAUUUAAGAAGACAAGAGACUGCAACAUUUUGGUUUGGAAUCCAUUUAAAACUGCUGCCUGGCAUGACUUUUAUAAUUGUGUCAUGCUAAAAUAGAGAAGAAGAAACGUACAAAAGAAGAGCUCAGUCAGAGAAAGAAAGUGCAGAGAAGGCUGAAAAGAUUGAGCUGAAACUGAACAAUCAGGACUGACCGUGAAAAGUCGUGAGUUGUUUUAUAAUUAUUCAGGGUAGAAAACAAAUCCUGACUCUGGGAAACAACAACAUCCUGAUCAGCAUCCUGUCUCCCAGCACCAAACACUUGAAUGGAACCACUUUCUCAACCUCAUUUAAGACCCAGUAAAGAUGAGAUAUGUUAUCCCCACGGUAAGUUCUGGCUCUAGUGCGGGGCCUCCUCCCAGGUGGCCGUGCCUCGUAAACGAUCCCAGGAGGGAUCCUCACCAGAUCCACCAACCACCUCGACUGGCCCCUUUUGACACGGUGAUGCAGCCACUCUGCUCUGAGCCUCCCCCAGUCAAGUGGAGAGACGUACUUUUGCAAAUGCAGGAGUUCCUUGUUAAUUCAAAUGUGCGUUUACUUCAGGACUUGGAUUUUAUCCACACAUGUGGAGAGGCAGGAGGAAUGAUGAGACACUGAAAAAUAAGAAUGGAAAAAAUUUCUGAGAUCAGUUGGGGACACUAACUGUUCGAGGCAAGAAAAUGGAGUGCUGAGGGUCCAGUGUUUCAGAUUUGAGUUGUCUGAAUACCUGAGGUUAAUUAUCUAAUCAAUUGAAGACACACUGACGAAGGUAAAGCUCCAGCCUGCCCAUUACUGCCUCCUCUAGUGACAAUUGAUUCUUUAUGCUUAGAAGACAGUAAAUGUACAGGGAUUAUGGAAGUGAUGCUGCUACAGAGGGUAAAGUAUUAUCAGUAUAUGGUGAAAAAUAACAUAUUCAAUAUUAUGAACUGAAGGAGAAGCAGCCCAGUUUUUUUUACUCAUUCAUCUGUGAAGUUCAUUUGUGACAAAUAGUGCUUUUUGUUUCCUUUUUAAUCAUUAUUUGUAAAUCACUUCCCAGAAUGAGAGUAAUUUUUUAAUUAAUUUAAUUUUAUAUAUUUGUGUGUGUAAAGUAUCCUGUGUUAAAUCGUCUGUAUUAAAUGUACGACUGUUGCUUAAAUCUUUUAUAAAUUUUGUACAUUUUGUUUCUGCAGGAUGAUUCACAAUGUGGCUGGUCUUUUGUGUACAAAGACACGUUAAAGCAGCAUAAUGACAUGCAUGUAUGUAGUAUUAAGGUGUUAUUGGAUAUAAUUCUGAUCUAAAAUGAUGUAGUGAACAAAGACAUUUUUAGUGGUGAAAAAUGUGAAAGUGAAGAAAGCAGACAAAAAUAUUAUUAAACUGAAGGACAACACGAGACAUUAAAGGCUUCUGCUCUUUACUUGGUCUUUAAUAAACUUGUGUUAGAAGAUUU
Messenger RNA from Mugil cephalus (flathead mullet), 9034 nucleotides. Its product is annotated as PDZ domain-containing protein 4-like. The record is from RefSeq and is a predicted model, not a curated record. Lineage: Eukaryota; Metazoa; Chordata; Actinopteri; Mugiliformes; Mugilidae. Gene Ontology annotation, molecular function: protein binding. The transcript has 18 exons. The coding region runs from base 4240 to 7470 and encodes 1076 amino acids.